Messenger RNA from Cynoglossus semilaevis (tongue sole), 4938 nucleotides. Its product is annotated as polyhomeotic-like protein 1. The record is from RefSeq and is a predicted model, not a curated record. Gene Ontology annotation, cellular component: PRC1 complex; nucleus. Gene Ontology annotation, biological process: negative regulation of DNA-templated transcription. Gene Ontology annotation, molecular function: chromatin binding; histone binding; zinc ion binding. Bases 2207 to 4744 code for a protein of 845 amino acids. NCBI's taxonomy places the organism in Eukaryota, Metazoa, Chordata, Actinopteri, Pleuronectiformes, Cynoglossidae. The transcript is spliced from 15 exons.
UCCAUGCACCGCUGUAGCCUUUCAUCCAAACGUAGGAUAGAGAGGUGGAUUUUUUAUUUUCUGCACUGUUGCAGUUUCACCAUUAGAGGUCAUUAAAUCCUACUUUUUUCACAGCAGGUCAGAUAUUUGUAUUGCUUAAAAAUCUAACUGUAGGAUUUUGACUCUUUUAUAGUAAUAACAUGAAGUACAAGUACUUAAAACAAAUACUCUAAUAUUUUAAUUCCAAUAUGGGAAAGUGUAAUAUAUAAAUAUAUAAAUAUAUAUAUAUAUAUCAACAUAGAAAAUGAAAUAUAAGGUUAGACCAAAUUUAUGAAGUACUGAGUAGGUACAUUUAGCUGCCCUGGUUUAGAGCUCCCUCUCCUGUUGAAGUCAAAAACUUCAACUUGUAAAUAUUUAGAUGCACUUUGUUCAGGUGUUAGCGCCACGAUCAGUAGUGUAGGGGACGGUUAGCAUACCUGUACCUCUGUUGGAAAUAACCGACUAACAAUCACGGGAGUGUACGCUGCAGCUAUAAGUACUAGCUAAAAGUUCUAUAAACCAACGUGUCAAAUACCUACACCUAGAUGCUACCGUUGUAUAAACAAUCGAGACGUGCAACGUAAAAGUAAGUCUAACAAAUGUCUCCUGGGAAACGUUUAGUAUUUAAGUAUUUGACGAAUAUUUCACUUUGGCAGAUAGAGAACCAGUUUUAUUGCAACCAGCCUCUGGUGGCCAUUAGCGGCACUGCUCCCUGAAUGUUAUCCCCACCAGGCUUCCAAAAUUAAUUUAGAUAAUGCCAAAAUACUGAACCUAUCGUUUUACUUGUUCAGGAGAUAAAUUGUAGCUAGCUGGUGGCCAUUAGUAGUACUGCACCUAACAAUGUCAACAGAAAUGAUUAGCUUCCUUCCUACCGUUUUUUUUUCAUGACAAAUAUAUUUAAUGAUAUGAUAUAGACCUAUUUCCAGGUGGCCACCAAUGGUACUACAUCCAUAAAUGCAUUGCUAAUUAUCUUAAAAAAUGAACGCAAUCCCGACAACACACUGACCCCUGGUGUUUGAACAGGGAAACUUUGAAUGGAACUGUUGUGUCGCAUUCGUCAGGUCCUGAUGCUAGCACAUGUGGCUAACGGUGUGUGUAUAGUGUGUAGUGUUCUGCUGUCACAGUACAUCGUACAGUGUGUGGUGUGUAACGCAAAGUAUAUUUUAUAUAUAUUCAGUGAUGUAUUGUCGCCUUCGUUUUAUUCCCACGCUGCACUUUAUGGAAACGUAUUUAUUUGUCAUUGAGAUGAAGAGUAAAAAUAUUCAUGUAUUUAAGAGAGAGUAUUUGAAGAAGUUUAUACAGAUUUAACCACAGCGACGCCGUCGUCGAUGACGUCACUGAUGACGUCACACACCGAUGACUGACGGUUCAGAUGAACGUUCGUGGAGUUACUGUGCUGUCUGUCACAAUGUUAGUGUUGUGUUUGCACUCGAGGGGGCGCCACACUCAUGUUCUCAUGGUGACGUUCGGUAGUCGUUUUUGGCGGUGUAUCAUCAUUAACCUUUAACCUUUAACCUUCAACCUCGGUGUAAUACAGCUGGAACUUUUUAAAAAUAUAUGAUAUUUAAUAAAUAUUUACUGUAUGAGUUUUAGAUCCAAUCAGAACCGAACCAGGAUCAAAGUCCAGGAUCAAAUCAAAAUACUGUAUGAAAGAAAAUGAAGUCGAAAUUAGUCGAAUUUAGUCGAAUUUAGUUGUUUAUUUGUUGUCAUUUAAUAAAAAACGCUUCUGUCACUCAGUGUGUGUGUGUGUGUGUGUGUGUGUGUGUGAGUGAUUUCCUUCACUCACAUUAAAUUUUUAAAACCCGACCUUGACGUCAUCCAUCCAUCAGAACUCUUUCACUUGUUCCUCUGCACGGUCGCAGGGAGGGGGCGCUAGAGCCGCUCCUCCUCUGGACUGGUCACAGCGAUGAAAUCAAAUCAAUCAAGAAGAAAAGAUCGUUUUUCCUCUAGGUUCGGAUGAACCAGACGCUGUCACCCCUCAUCCCCACCAACCACCACCGUUUCGUCAUCAGCAGGCACCGGAAGUCUGAAAAGACGCGGAGAAAAGGAGGCGUGUCCCAGUAGAAGCAGACGAAGAAGAACAGCAGUCCGUGAACGCAUCACUAUUCUCCCAGUUAUCAACAUCACCAGAGAGGAGAGGAGACAGGAGGAGGGGAGAAGAAGAGAGGAGAGGAGAAACAGGAAGCAGAUGAAGAGCGGAAGCUCUGGAGCCGCUGUCAUGGAAACAAAUGGAGAACAGAACCAGCAGGGAGGAUCAACCAAUGGGAGCCCAGUAUCUGAGCCGUCCCGCCCCUCUGCCAUGAACUCCAUGUCCCUGUAUGAGAGACAGGCCGUACAGGCUCUUCAGGCCCUCCAGCGUCAGCCUCAUGCGGCCCAGUACUUCCAGCAGCUGAUGCUGCAGCAGCAGAUCAACUCAGCUCAGCUGCAGAGUCUGGCUGCUGUUCAACAGGCCACUCUGACUGCGUCUCGUCAGUCCACAUCAUCCAGCAGCAGUGGUUCCUCCUCCUCCUCCUCCUCUUCCUCCUCUGUGGGUGUAACCUCUGGGUCGGGGUCCACCCCCAGCAGUCGUCCAGUGGGUGGAGCCUCUGCAACCUCCGCCAUCAGCCAAUCAGUUCUUCUGAGUGGAGCAGCAGCAGGACAGGGUCACAUGUACCUGAGGGUCAACCGCUCCCUGCAGACUCCCAUCUCUCCUCAGCUCAUCUUCAUGCCCAGCGGCAGCGUCGCCCAAAAGGCCGCAACGCAGCAGCGAGAGCCGCCGCCCACUCCCUCAUCCAGCAGCCAAUCAGAUCACGAGCAGGUGCACAACUUAGCACUGCGAGGCCUGUCCAGUCCUAAGGAUGGCGCUGUUAAGACUGAAGUCAAAGAAAGGAGCAACACAGCAGACCACUCUGUGGCUCCGCCCCCCCACCAUUCACCCACCAAGCUGGGCCACUCACCUCUUCCUCACCCGCCUCACAUCAAAAUCCCCACCUACCCUCAUCCCACCAACCAGAAAGUUUCCUCCUCCUCCACUCCGUGCUCCUCUGCCUCCAUCCCUUUCUCUCAGCUCCUGCUUCAUGGACCCCAGACCGUGGCCACGGGAAGCCCCGCCCCCUCAGCAACUGCCUCGGCAUCGGCCCACACCCUGGUCCUGGCGUCCAAGGCGGCAGCGACGUCUCAGAGCCACAGCUUCAUCAAACCGUCGUUGAGCGCUCAGACGCUGGUGGUCCAACCCCUGCAGAAGGCCCUGCUGACGGCCGCCGACAAGUCCAGCAACGGACCGGUUCCCAUCCAGCCCAAAACCCUGCAGGGUCUACGUCUUCCUUUGCAGCUGCCCUCACGAAACCCUCCCCCCAUCCUGCCGGCCCCACCUCCCUCCAGUGGCUCCUCCCAGCCCCUGAACCCGCCGCACAUCCCCGUGCAGAUCGUGGGUGCCAGGCCGAGCACCCUGGGAAACGCCCAGGCGGUGGCCUUGACCAGGGGGGGGGACUGUGGUCAGGACGGCUCGACCGCCGCGCUCCUCAGCACCUCCUCCAGCACCUCCUCCAGCACCUCCUCCAGCCUCCUCACCAGGGUCGCCUCCGUGGCCUCCAGACAGGGUGGAGUCACCACAGGGAGGGACGUUGGACCUAAGGCCAAGCAGGAGGCUCUGCCUGUGGCUCAGGUCUCACAUGUCCAGCCACAGACCUAUCAGAGCUCAGGACGGUGUGUAAGCCCCGCCCCCAAAACUCCCCCCACCCAAUGUUUCCAGGGGAAACCUCUGAGUGGAUCAUUGAAAAGAAAGUCUGAGUCAAACUCAGCCAAUGAUGACGAUGACCACGCCCCUCCACAUGCCCAGCCAAUCAGAGACCAGGCCAUUAUACUCCAGACCAAUCCUGUGAAAGCUGGUGUAGGAGGUCAGGUGGUCAGAGCUGCUCCUCCUCAGGCAGUGGUCAAACCUCAUGUCCUGACUCAUCUGAUCGAGGGCUUUGUAAUACAGGAAGGGGCGGAGCCUUUCCCAGUCUGCGGUCCAGUCAAACACUCUGGAUCUGAUGGUUUGACCAGUGAGAGUCCAGAUACCAACCAGACAGAGACUGUCACCACAGCCGCAGUGCUGAAGUGCGAGUACUGCAAACACUUUGCUCCUGUCAGUCAGUUCCGAGGAACCAAACGUUUCUGCUCCGUGACCUGCGCCAAGAGGUUCAACGUCAGCUUCAGACGCACCCUCAGCCAAAGGAAGGGUCGGGGCCCCGGUCAGUGUCCACCUCAGGACCAGGAUAAAGGUCACAUGUCCAACUCAGACGAGGAGGCUGGGAUCAGCAGAUGGAGAGGUUCACGCUGCCCCUCUGCCAAAACAGCAGGGCGCCCUCUGGCUGUCAGGUUUGGUUCAGAGUCCAGUCACUCGGACCAGGAGUCCAGCGUAGAGGAGGAGGACAACACCGUGUCGAUGUCCCCUGCCUCCACAGCCUCCUGCUAUCAGACAUCUUCACCUCCUCCUCCUCCUCCUCCUCCACCUGCCUCUGCACUCCCAUCCCUGGACUCCCCUGGCUGUGUGCACUCUGUCCCCACCCAGUGGAGUGUGGGGGAAGUUUCUCAGUUCAUCUCUACACUGCAAGGCUGUGAGGAGCUGGCCCCUCAGUUCCUGUCCCAGGAGAUUGAUGGACAGGCCCUCCUGCUGCUGAAGGAGGAGCACCUCAUGUCCACCAUGAACAUGAAGCUGGGUCCUGCCCUGAAGAUCUGUGCCCACAUCAACAGUCUGAGAGACUGAGCUGCUCCACAGUCUCCUGGUUUGACACAUGGUCUGGACCAGGAACGGCUGAAAGAAGCAGCCAAUGACAGCAGUGGAAAGACAGAGGUUGAUGACUGUUGGACCAAACUCCCUCUGUCUCUCCCUCUGUCCCUCCCUCUGUCCCUCCCUCUGUCCCUCCCUCUGUCCCUCCCUCUGUCCCUCCCUCUGUCUCU